This is a messenger RNA of Eriocheir sinensis (Chinese mitten crab), 3439 nucleotides long. RefSeq names its product beta-1,3-galactosyltransferase 5-like. The record is from RefSeq and is a predicted model, not a curated record. Lineage: Eukaryota; Metazoa; Arthropoda; Malacostraca; Decapoda; Varunidae. Bases 1646 to 2932 code for a protein of 428 amino acids. The transcript is spliced from 2 exons. Gene Ontology annotation, cellular component: membrane. Gene Ontology annotation, molecular function: hexosyltransferase activity.
GUGGGCGGCAGUGUAGCUCAAAACGCGGAAGAGGGAGGGUGCGCCGUGCUCCGCUCUAAGCCAUCUCUUGCUUCACGCCGAGGCUGUUUGUCGCGCCAGCCUCGGAAGAUCCCAAACACGACGGCGGCCGGGAGGAGUCUAUGGCAGGGUCCCGCAGGUUGUGUGUGCUUCAGGGGAGAUGUGAGGACUAGCGGAAACCCUCUCUUUGAUCGCCUUCACGUGUUGUGGUGUGGAACUCGUACUGAAGAACGAAAGAUGAGAAUAGCGAACCAGAGACAAAAUAGAUGUUGAUGAAGAUGUGAGGACUAGCGGAAACCCUCUCUUUGAUCGCCUUCACGUGUUGUGGUGUGGAACUUGUAUUGAAGAACGAAAGAUGAGAAUAGCGAACCAGAGACAAAAUAGAUAUUGAUGAAGAUGUGAGGACUAGCAGCAACCCUCUCUUUGAUCGCCUUCACUUGUUGUGGUGUGGAACUUGUACUGAAGAACGAAAGAUGAGAAUAGCGAACCAGAGACAAAAUAGAUGUUGAUGCAGAUGUGAAGACUAGCGGAAACCCUCUCUUUGAUCGCCUUCACGAGUUGUGGUGUGGAACUUGUAUUGAAGAACGAAAGAUGAGAAUAGCGAACCAGAGACAAAAUAGAUGUUGAUGCAGAUGUGAAGACUAGCGGAAACCCUCUCUUUGAUCGCCUUCACGUGUUGUGGUGUGGAACUUGUACUGAAGAACGAAAGAUGAGAAUAGCGAACCAGAGACAAAAUAGAUGUUGAUGAGUGGCGGAAAUACAAUCUUUCGACGCCUUCAAGUGCUCUGGUGCGAAACUUGUCUGGAAGAAGGAAUGAUGAAGAGGACGAGCAAACCAGAGUUAGAGUAGCGAAUGUUGAAGAGUGGCAGAAAUACAAUCUUUAAAGGCCUUCUCCUGCUGUGACGUCAAAUAUAGAAGUGAAGGAAGGAUGAAAGAGACAAACAAACCAAAAACAAGUUACUGGGUGUUGAGGAAGCCUUCUACUUCUUCAGUUAACCGCCUUCAUGUGCUGUGGCGCCAAACUUAGAGGUGAAGUGAAGGAAAGGCGAGGGACACAAGUACCACACGAGACAGACAAAGUAGGUGGGUGGAGAGUGGAGGAAAUACACGCUCUAUAGGGGUAAAGAGCUUGGCGCGAGGAAGGAGAGACACGAGAGAUGAGGCAGACAAUUAGAACAACGCUGUGAAAAAUGAAGCCAAGAAAGUGAAAAAAAAGAAACAGACGGAACAUAGCAGUGAACAGUGAGGAAAAAAGAGAACAGAGACAGAGCAUGGCAGUGAACAGUGAAGGCAAGAAAUACACUGUUCAUACGCCUACACGUGAAUGGAGGGGGUUAAAAAAAACCCACUGAAGUACCGAAACUCCUUCCUUCGUGUGUAAUAACGCUAUCAUCAUCAUCAUUAGCAUUUCAAGGGGGAUUUUAGUAUCCUCUCUCCCCCCCCUCUCCCCCCCUUACAGACUUUUGACCAUAUACCAACGAACCCACUCCCCCUUACUCGUACCCCCCCCCCCCCCCCCGGACCGCCCCAGUGAGUGUCCAAGGCGCAGCGGCCCCCAUGGUGACCGCCCCAGCACCCCCCCUUCAUAUCGUUCCCCGUCUCCACCGCCGCCACUGCCGACGUCAUAAUGAAGUUUUUGUUCAGGAAGAAAUGGAAACGUGGGAAGCCCCUGACGGAGAGGCUGCCGUGGCUGGCCCUACAGAGUGACUUGCUGGAGGCGACGCUGGUGAGCCGCGGGGGUAGCCGCAGCAGCAGCCCCUGCCCGGAGCAGGGCGCCGCGGGGGAGGUUCCCUGUGGGUGCAUGUGCCUGCUGAGGCUGCUGCCGCUCGCCCUCCUGCUGCUGCUGCUGGCGGCGGCGGCAAACUUCGCGGCGACGUUCGCCUCCCUCCUCGGAGCCACGCCAUCUGUCCAGCCAAGACCGCUCCUACCGCCCGUGCCUGAGGACAGCCUCCCGCCAGCCGUGGCGGCCAAGCUGCUGGACCUGCCGGACCACCAGCUGCUGCACGAGGCGGCGGACGUGUGCGGCACGCCGCGGCUGUUCUUCCUGUUCCUCGUGCACUCCAGGCCCGACCACUUCAAGCAGCGGCAGGCCAUCCGGGCUACGUGGGGCGGCGCGCGGGACCUAGGCGACGGCUGGGCCGCCCGCACCGUGUUCCUGCUGGGCCGGGGCAGUGGCGGCGGCGGCGGCUCGGAGGGGCACGAAGGGGCGCCGGCCAGCGUGGGGCUGGACGUGGAGGGCGUGGUGGCGCGGGAGGCGGCUCGCUACGAGGACCUGGUGGUGGGUUCCUUCGUGGACCACUACCACAACCUGACCUACAAGCACGCGAUGGCGCUGCAGUGGGCGGCGCACCGCUGCCCGCACGCUGCCUUCCUCGUCAAGGCGGACGACGACGCCUUCAUCGACGUGCCGGCGCUGCGGGCUCUGCUGGGCCGCACCUUCAGCCUGCCCCCGCCGCGCCGUACGCUGGCCUGCAACGUACUGCCGGCGGGCAUGCGGCCACAGCGGGCGGGCAAGUGGGCGGUGAGCCACCAGGACUACCCCUGGCCUGAGUACCCGCGCUACUGUGCCGGCCUCGCCUACGUGCUCACGCCGGCGCUGGCAGACCUGCUGGCGCGCGCCGCCCAUGCGGGGCUGGCGCCACGGGUGUGGGUGGACGACGUGUGGGUGACGGGCCUGCUCGCCGAGGCGCUCCGCCUCAAGCCGCAUUACCUUAACCUCCGCUACUCCUACGACCACGCUGAGCUAGCAGAGUGGACGACCCGCGCCCGGCCCGCUGCGCCUCCGCCCUACACCUUCGUGCACCUGGACCCCUCGCGCCCGGACUGGCGCCGCGUCCUGGAUACCCUGUGGAGCCACGCCCUCGCUGCCCACCGUGCCACCCGGGCGUCGCCCGUCUCACUGACCCUACAAUGACACUCAGAGUGCCCGGGGACGGAAGGAGCUUGGCGGGUGCCUGGUGACGCGGGGCUGCUGGUUCUGCUCAAGGUGACGCAAGAUAGCAAGAAGCUCUUUGCGCCCUGAGGCACAGUAGACCCCCCUCUCCAGGGAGCGAGGUUGGGAGGUUUUAAAGCAUGGAUGUUACGGGAGUGAAGGCGCCGAGACAACCCGAGAGAGUGAGCGAAGCCCCGGGGUGGAAAGUGGCGUCAAGGGCUAUGGUGCUUCGCUCGCCCCUCCUCCGACGAACAAGUGGCCAAAUGAUCGUGUCCCGCCGCGACCUAAAGCAGGCAGGCGGGGGACACACCGCGAGGGACAUUCAGUUUCAGUGACUCGAGACGCCAAACAGAAGUCACUUUAGCCCUCCUUACCCCAGCAUACCCACCCCCUUGAAAACCCACGCCUACAACCCCCCUGUUCCUUAUCAACCCCCCUCCCCAAAAUAACCAACCUGUGAUAUGUAACAAUUCUGUAAAUAAAACGUAU